AUGGGCUGCGGCUCCUCCAUGGAUACGCAGACGAAUCCUAUCGUCACGGAGGUCAGCUCGGAAUCGCAACCUCGCCAGAAUGGCGCCGACGGAGUAAUGGUAUUUAAUAUUGUAGAGCAGUAUGUCCGCCUGGACGAGCAGAUCAGCAAGCUAGAGGGCACCUGUCCGGGACCACGAAUGGCCACCGCCGAAGCUUGGAUAGAACACCUUCAGAGUAAGCACCAGGCGAUGCUGGGUCUCGAGGGCAUGGGAGUAACUCCUUUGCGAGAGAGGGAACACGAGACGGAGGAGGCCCUUCCCCUUCCAGCUUACACAAUGGGCCGGCAGGGCGACCCAAUUGUGGCCAACACACCCACCAAGGACCUGGCCCAGCUUGCCUACAACCUGGGCGUUAUUGGCGAUGCCCGCAAGGCUUCCAUGCACGAGGAUUUCUUUGCCAACCUGAGCGAGUCUGCUUUAUAUUUGCUCAGCAUUCGAUACUAUGGAGAGCUGCUGGAACACACCAAAGUGCGUCUAAAGACCCUCGUCGACAGCUACGCAGAGUUAAACGAGCUGUAUGUGAAACAAGAUGGGAUUAUAGCUUAUAUAAGCGGGGGAACAUACAUGACCCGCCUUGAGGAAAGCAUUGACGAGCAGUUGGAGAUUGCCAGAGAUACAAGAGAUAAGCUUGGCAGCACCCUGGAGCAGUGGCGCAUCUGCGGAUUACUACUAAAAGCAGCUGCCAAUUCCUCGACUCAGGCAUUAAAGCAAUGGCGACAGCUGGGCAGGAUGAUAGAUCCCAAACAGAAGCUACAGUGGGCUCUAGACUGCCGGAGUCUGAUGCAUGCAUCCAUGAUUUCCCUGGAGGCGGCUCAUCUGGCUCUGCCGCACGUGGAACUAAAAUACAUGAGUCAUCGCCAGGUUCUAGCCGUCAAGCACUGUAAUACCUACCUAAUCACAGAUAUAGCCAACAAGGCAAGGUACGAACACACCAGUCGCGUCUUCACCAGCUACGAAUCGAACAUGUCUAAGACCUGCACUUGGCUCUACGAGACAUUUAACAAUACUUUACGCAUUGAUUUUGAAAAGGCAGAGGGGAGUGUAUGUAGACUGUCCAAGACACUACGAGAUCAUCGCGAGGAGGUGUUCAGCACAGUGCGCAAAUGACAAGAAACUAAUUUGCUUGAAAUUCUGGGAUUUUUGUACAUUAUUUUAAUAAACAGUAUAUAU
Molecule: messenger RNA, 1209 nt
Organism: Drosophila eugracilis
Lineage: Eukaryota; Metazoa; Arthropoda; Insecta; Diptera; Drosophilidae
Gene: synr
Exons: 5
Coding region: 1-1146 (381 amino acids)
Source: RefSeq, a predicted model, not a curated record